GCAAUUAGUUUCUUUUAAAAUAUAUAAUCACUUUUAAAAACAUUGUAUAACAAUUUUUUGGAAUAUUUGUUUAACUGUAAGCAUUUUUUGCAAUCAUACAGGAAACUCAGAUGAAGAUAAUUUUUGUGUUUAAGUGGUAAAAAGUGAUUGUAAACACAUGACCAGAUAGUUAGAAAAACCAAGAAAUAUAGUAAAUUAGUAUAAAAAUUAAAGAAGAAAGUAUGAUGUGAUAAUUUUAUGGAUUUGUAAAUUUAACUGAUUUUUAAAGCUAGGAGCCACGGAGAUUAUAGGUAGCAGAGCCAGCCCCUGUUGUAUUACCAUGUGAAAGAAAAGGGGGAAUUAUGCACACAAAGAUGCUUCCCAGUACGACUUUUGGAGCUCGACUCCUUGUGCGCAAUGUGUUACCUCGCAUGCUUCUAAGCCGACUGGAAAGCACAGGAAAGGUGGAAUACGGCCUUGAAAAGAAAUGGGCAUACUACAAUCAACAGGCGAUAGAUAAAGAAGCUUCAAGGCCAUUAAGAGAACUUACGCCAACGCAAUUAAUGUUUGCAGGGAAAUCAAACAAUGGUUCUCACUUACUGAAAAGUUCACAGUUUCUGCAGGAAGAGUUACCUCGGAGAAUUGCUCGUCGUGUGAAAGACUUUCAAAGUUUGCCCUACGUUGUUGCGAUAAAUCCAACCCUUCAAAGUGUGUACGAAUUAUAUCUUCGCGCUUUUCAUAAACUCACGACGUUCCCAAAAAUAAAAACAUUGGAUGAUGAGAAGAAGUACAGCACCUUACUUAGUCAGUUGCUUAAUGACCACACUGGUGUUGUGACGUCAUUGGCCAAAGCUUUUCACGAAGUCAAACACCAAAUUCCCUACGAACUUCUUGGUUCUCUCACUGAGAGAACGUUAAAGUCGAGGUUAGGUAUUCGCCUUCUUGCUGAGCAUCAUUUGGGUUUGAGACUUGAAAAGGCUGGUUACAUUGGUGUGAUAUGCGUUAACAUGUCGCCAAAAAGUAUCGUGGAGAAGUGUGUUUACAACUGCAAGAAUUUAUGUGAAAAAACAUAUAGUUACGCACCGACAGUUUUCGUGUCCGGUCACACGAAGGCAAGAUUUGCACAUAUACCGGCACCGAUGGAAUAUAUUUUGCAAGAACUGAUUAAGAAUGCAAUGAAGGCCACUGUGUUGAAACAUAUUGAAAAACCGUCAGAAAUUCCACCCAUAGAGAUUACAAUAUGCAACAACCCAACGCACCUGAUCAUUAGAAUUUCCGACCGCGGGGGAGGGAUAUCGGAUGCACAACUAGAAGAAAUAUUUAAGUACUCCUUUUCAACUACCAAAGAGGAGGACGACGAACGCUAUUUACAGGAGCAUGGCUGUGCGUUCGAAGGGUUUAUGAAGGCAGCCAAUUCUAAUUCACAUUGCGGUACUCUGUCCGGAUAUGGAUUUGGCUUACCGUCGUCUCUGGCAUACGCGGAUUUCUUGGGCGGCAGCUUGAAUUUGGUACCAAUGCAUGGCUUAGGUACAGACGUCUAUUUAAAACUAUCUCAUAUUGUUGACAACGAAGAUUGCUUUCGAAUAUAAGAUGUUUAGUUGCUAUCUUAAUGUGAGAAUAAAGUGGGUGGGAUUAAAUUGAGGGCGUUAGAAUAGCGUUGUGACAGCUGUUAAAAAGCUAAUUAUUGUUUAUGUGAAAAGAGUGAUUAUUUAUUUCUUUGAAGGUUAUUUAUCAGAUAUUGACACAUGAAUGCAUGAUUUACUUUACGGAAAAUCGGAAUUUUAUUUCGGUAUAAUUUCACAUAGUGAUGUAUAGUGUAGUAUAAAAAAUAUAAUAACAGAUAGUGUAUAUAAUUCACUAGAUGCACAUGACAUGCGCCUGUGGUGUGGUUUAUGAUAAAACUGACUCACGGAUAAGGUUUAAGCCAAGUCUCGUUUUAAAAGGAUGACUAAAAAUAACUUCAUUUCUAGUAUUGCUCUUAAAGAAAGAGUUUAUCAAAAUGUUUUUAGAGCGGAUUGGCGCAAGUUUGGUAAUUGAUGACUAUUUUCUGCAACAGCUUUUUAAAGACUCGUUUGCAUUUGAUUGCAUUUUUCCUGUAGCGCAAAAAGCUCGCAAUUUUAGCGUGCCUGCGCACUUUUACAAAAUUAAAGAUUUGCGCCAUAGCACAAAAUGCAGUAAACUGGUAACGAGCCUUUAUUGCAUGAUUGGAGAAUCUGGGAACGAGCUUUCUUUUUUAUGGUAAGAAAAUUACCAAGAUUUAUCUGACGACUUAUGACGAAGUGGAACGUUAUUUAUACCCAGUUUUUUAGUUUUGUUAGAAAAUGAUAUUAUUAGUUGGGACAUUAUCGGUAUAAUUUCAAUAUUUUUUAGGCUUAUUUUAUUUGUUGUCUUUUGUUAAAUUAUAAAGGAGAUGAAAACUAUUCUUUUCUGAAAUAUAUAUAUUUUUUAUGAAUAAAAAAAAUAUUCAUUUGAA
This is a messenger RNA of Hydractinia symbiolongicarpus, 2452 nucleotides long. Its product is annotated as 3-methyl-2-oxobutanoate dehydrogenase [lipoamide] kinase, mitochondrial-like. Gene Ontology annotation, cellular component: mitochondrion. Gene Ontology annotation, molecular function: pyruvate dehydrogenase (acetyl-transferring) kinase activity. Gene Ontology annotation, biological process: protein phosphorylation; regulation of glucose metabolic process. NCBI's taxonomy places the organism in Eukaryota, Metazoa, Cnidaria, Hydrozoa, Anthoathecata, Hydractiniidae. The transcript has 10 exons. The coding region runs from base 342 to 1568 and encodes 408 amino acids. The record is from RefSeq and is a predicted model, not a curated record.